GCGCGGGCGGGGGCGGGGCGGGGCGGCGCGCCGGGAGCCCGGAGCCCGGCCCUGCGCUCGGCUCGGCUCGCCUCGCGGCGGGCGCCCUCGUCGCCAGCGGCGCACCAUGGACGGGCUGCCCGGUCGGGCGCUGGGGGCCGCCUGCCUCUUGCUGCUGGCGGCCGGCUGGUUGGGGCCCGAGGCCUGGGGCUCGCCCACGCCCCCGCCUUCGCCCGCCGCGCCGCCGCCGCCCCCGCCGCCCGGAGCCCCCGGCGGCUCGCAGGACACCUGCACGUCGUGCGGCGGCUUCCGGCGGCCAGAGGAGCUGGGCCGGGUGGACGGCGACUUCCUGGAGGCGGUGAAGCGACACAUCUUGAGCCGCCUGCAGAUGCGGGGCCGACCCAACAUCACGCACGCCGUGCCCAAGGCCGCCAUGGUCACGGCCCUGCGCAAGCUGCACGCGGGCAAGGUGCGCGAAGACGGCCGCGUGGAGAUCCCGCACCUCGACGGCCACGCCAGCCCGGGAGCCGACGGCCAGGAGCGUGUCUCUGAGAUCAUCAGCUUCGCCGAGACAGAUGGUCUUGCCUCCUCCCGGGUCCGCCUGUACUUCUUCAUCUCCAACGAAGGCAACCAGAACCUGUUUGUGGUGCAGGCCAGCCUGUGGCUUUACCUGAAGCUCCUGCCCUACGUCCUGGAGAAGGGCAGUCGGAGGAAGGUGCGGGUCAAGGUGUACUUCCAGGAGCAGGGUCACGGCGAGCGGUGGAACGUGGUGGAGAAGAAGGUGGACCUCAAGCGCAGCGGCUGGCACACCUUCCCGCUCACCGAGGCCAUCCAGUCGUUGUUCGAGCGGGGCGAGCGCCGGCUCAACCUGGACGUGCAGUGUGACGGCUGCCAGGAGCUGGCCGUGGUGCCGGUGUUCGUGGACCCCGGUGAGGAGUCGCACCGGCCCUUUGUGGUGGUGCAGGCGCGGCUGGGUGACAGCAGGCACCGCAUCCGCAAGCGGGGCCUGGAGUGCGAUGGCCGGACCAACCUCUGUUGCAGGCAACAGUUCUUCAUCGACUUCCGCCUCAUCGGCUGGAACGACUGGAUCAUCGCGCCCACCGGCUACUACGGGAACUACUGUGAGGGCAGCUGCCCGGCCUACCUGGCAGGGGUCCCCGGCUCCGCCUCCUCCUUCCACACGGCCGUGGUGAACCAGUACCGCAUGCGGGGCCUGAACCCCGGCACGGUGAACUCCUGCUGUAUCCCCACCAAGCUGAGCACCAUGUCCAUGCUCUACUUCGACGACGAGUACAACAUCGUCAAGCGGGACGUGCCCAACAUGAUUGUGGAGGAGUGUGGCUGCGCCUGACCGCGGCGGGGCUGCGGCGGCGGGGCGCGAGGGCAGUCCCAGAGGGUCUCCUGCCAGCCCCUGUGGGAACCGGGGGCCCAGCCGGCUGAGCGCGGUCCUUCUGGUCCUUCCGUUGGGCUGCCCGGGAGGUGCCGGGGCGAGGCCUGAAAUAUUUUUCUACUACUUCAUCGAGCAAUCAGUCAAAGCCAGAGCAAGAACCCUCAACUGACAUGAAAUACUUUCAGAUGCACACGUAGACACGCACAGCCAGACGCAUCCUGCCACCCACACAGCAGCCUCCAGGAUACCAGCAAAUGGAUGCGGUGACAAAUGGCAGCUUAGCUACAAAUGCCUGUCAGUCGGAGAGAAUGGGGUGAACAGCCACCGUUCCCACCAGCUGGCCCGGCCACUCUGAAUCGCGCCUUCCGAGCACACAUAAAAGCACAAAGACAGAGACGCAGAGAGAGAGAGAGAGAGAGAGAGAGAGAGAGAACGAGAGAGAGCGCACGGGAGCCACAGACAGGAAAAGCAGAUGCGGGGGUGGGGAGCGUGCGGACAGGCGGGAGGGCUGCAUGGCCCCCUUUGCUUGUGUGCAAAGCCUGCCAUACCUCAGCAUCUCCUGGCUCAGACGUGUUGGCUUCCUUCCCUGCCUGGGAUCCUUCAUGCUGCAGGACCAGGGGGGCCUGUCUUUUCCCACCCUUGUGGAGAGAAAGAGGCCCAGAAAGGACACAACCUGCCAGAGACCGUGGAGCAGUGGCAAUGACCGUUUGACUGUUGCUUGGGUCCCUGGCGUGACUUCUGUGUGUGUUUGUUUUGGGGUAGGGAGGGAGGGAGAGGAGGAGGGUCUUAAUUUGAUGCUUUAACUGAUCACUAGCAGUUGACAGGUCAUUCAUUCCAGUUGUAUAAUUGAAAAGGGAUUAUUUUUUUUUUUUUAACCAGGUAUGACCUUUUAAGUUAAAAUUUGAAUCGUUUUACACGGGAAGAAAACUAAAAGUUGCAAUCUGUGCCCUUCACUGGGGAUGUUCCUCUAGGACUUAUUGGGGAGGGGUGGAAAUGACCCCCGAGGCAGGGGAAUGAGCCCCGAGGAGGAAAUGGUGCAGUGGAGGCAUUCUGGAAAUGCUGGUGUUGGGGGGUGGGGGGUGCCUCCUCCCCCAGCGGGGUUGUGGGAGGGGAGCAGUUUAGCCGGUCUUGGAGAGAUGGGGAAGGCUUUCAGCUGCUUUACAGAAGUUGCCCGUGUGGGUCCCGGCCACCAGGGCCGGCCAUGGACGUGGCCCCAGCCUGCUCGCCUGCCCGCCUGCCCCUCCUAGCACUUGCCGACUUGCCUGAACGCACACGAUAUAGCACUUGCCCAUCUGCGUGUGUCCAGAAGUGGCCCUUGGCAUAUCACUGAACUCGCUCACCCCCAGAUGUCCAAGUGCCACGUGAACUAUGCAAUUUAAAGGGUUGACCCACACUAGACGAAACUGGACUCGUACGACUCUUUUUAUAUUUUUUAUACUUGAAAUGAAAUCCUUUGCUUCUUUUUUAAGCGAAUGAUUGCUUUUAAUGUUUGCACUGAUUUAGUUGCAUGAUUAGUCAGAAACUGCCAUUUGAAAAAAGAAGUUAUUUUUAUAGCAGCAAAAAAAAAAAAAUACAGUUAAAUGUAUUAUACAUAAUUUUGGAACCAAAGAGGCCAACAGAUCAGUUUUAAUUUUUAUUAGAUGGUGAGGCCAUCUUCUGUGAGGUAGACGUUCUGAACAAUCCCGUGAGUGGCCUGCCAACGUUUCAGGGUAUAAAUGGAUUUUGUUUAUUCAGUUUGAUGUGUCUUUUCUACCUUUACACACCCAGAAGGUACAGUAAAAAUGACUAUGGUAGAAUGCAGGUGUGCGUCCUUAAUUCCCCACCUUUAUGUUUAUUUAAUAAAGCUCCCCUUAGGUUCUGUUUCAUAAUAAUUUAAAACCAAACAAUUUUCCCAUAGACUUGCUGUUAAAGUAUUUUACAUCUGUGUACAGUUUAAGAAAAUAAAAGAUCGAGUGCCACAGGC
Molecule: messenger RNA, 3332 nt
Organism: Leopardus geoffroyi (Geoffroy's cat)
Lineage: Eukaryota; Metazoa; Chordata; Mammalia; Carnivora; Felidae
Gene: INHBB
Product: inhibin subunit beta B
Exons: 2
Coding region: 107-1330 (407 amino acids)
Biological process (GO): BMP signaling pathway; SMAD protein signal transduction
Cellular component (GO): extracellular region
Molecular function (GO): cytokine activity; growth factor activity
Source: RefSeq, a predicted model, not a curated record